AUGUCAGCAACUAAUGAUAUUGCUCAAUUUAAUAUUAUUUUUGAGAAUUCAAUAGUUUAUAAUUGUCCAUCACAAAAUCAUUGUGUUAAUAUAUAUUAUGAACAAAAGACAGUUUAUUAUUAUAUUGAAGCAGCGUUAAUAAGGAUUAAAAAGAUAAUAAAGAGGGUUGUAUAUCAAAAAAUGAAAAAUAGAAAAAUUAUAUUAGUAACAAAUGUUGUAGAUGGAUACAUGAAAAGUUAAAAGAAAAAUAAUUAAAGCAGGUAUUGUUAGAUAUAAAUAGAUUUUGUUUCCAAAGGUAGCGCAAAACAAAGAUCUGGUUAGAGCAGGGAGAAUAGGAUCUGGUGAUUGUUAUAGAUACAGGUGCAGAUUAUGAAUUAUUUCAAGAUUAUGAUGUUCCAUAAAAACUUAAAAAAACCUUUAGAUAGUGUAGUAUUAACUCUUAUUAUAUUAUAAGUUCCUAAUAUUUAUAAUUUUCCUUUUUUAAUUAAACCUCAAAUUUCAGAAUCUAAUAAAGCGAUUCAAAACUGAAUAAAUUUAGGAUCUAUUUAUAAAAGCUUUAAUUUAUCUGA
This is a messenger RNA of Paramecium sonneborni, 569 nucleotides long. NCBI's taxonomy places the organism in Eukaryota, Ciliophora, Oligohymenophorea, Peniculida, Parameciidae. The record is from the annotation of a GenBank genome assembly.